This is a messenger RNA of Geodia barretti, 1557 nucleotides long. Lineage: Eukaryota; Metazoa; Porifera; Demospongiae; Tetractinellida; Geodiidae. The record is from the annotation of a GenBank genome assembly.
AUGGUCGCAACCAGUCAACCGCUGGCGGCGAUGGCCGGCCUGCGCGUAUUAAUGGACGGCGGCAACGCUGUGGACGCGGCGGUCGCGACGGCAGCCACCCUGAACGUGGUGGAACCCAUGUCCACCGGCGUAGGCGGCGAUCUUUUCGCCCUGGUCUGGAAGGCAUCAAACAAACAGGUUGUUGCUCUCAACGGCAGUGGCCGUUCUCCGAUGGCCGCCAGCAUCGAAGGUCUGCGAGCGAAAGGUCACCACCGGAUGCCACCCGUUGGGCCUUUGUCGAUCUCUGUACCCGGUACUGUGCACGGUUGGGAGACGCUGCUGUCCGGCGAGGGAACGAUGGCGUUAUCCGACGUGUUGAAACCGGCCAUCAGGUACGCUGAAGGCGGUUUCCCGGUCAGUGACAUAAUUGCGUUCCAGUGGCAGCAGCAGGAGGGCAAGUUGGCAGCGCUGCCGUCCGGGCAGGAAUUGCUAAAAGAUGGCAGGGGCCCCCGCGAAGGGGAGUUGAUGAAGAUGCCCACCCUCGCCGGGACGUUGCGCACGAUCUCCGAAGGCGGGAGUGAAGCCUUCUACCGGGGACCCAUUGCCACGGCGAUGGCCGACUUUGUUCAGGAACAGGGCGGGUGGCUGGCCGAAGCAGACCUGGCAUCGCACCAUUCCGACUGGGACGAACCUAUCAAGACGGAUUACCGUGGUGUCACUUGCUGGGAAUGUCCUCCCAACGGACAGGGGAUAAUCGCGCUGGAGGCCCUGAACAUCGCAGAAGGUUUCGAUAUCGCCGCCAUGGGACCGCAGAGCGCCGACCGGUAUCACCAUCUGGUGGAGGCAACGCGGUUGGGAUUCUCAGAUGCUUUUGAAUAUCUGGCCGACCCGCGAUCCGUGGAGGUGCCGACAGGGGCGUGGGCGUCCAAGGAAUACGCGGCGAAGCGGCGGGCGCUGAUCAAGCCGGAUCAGGCGAUGGUUACCGCGCCCUACGGCAAGAUGGUUCCGGGGAGCGACACGGUAUACAUAAGCGUUAUAGAUGGGGCCGGCAACGCCUGCUCACUGAUCAACAGCGUAUUCGCCAACUUUGGGUCCGGGCUCGUGGUGCCGGGAACCGGCAUUGUCAUGCACAACCGGGCGGCGUUAUUCCAAAUGAAUCCCGAGCAUCCCAACGCGCUGGCCGGCGGCAAGCGUCCGUUCCACACGAUUAUUCCGGCCAUGGCGACGCGCGACGAUGAGUUGUGGUUGAGUUACGGCGUGAUGGGCGGAUUCAUGCAGCCGCAGGGUCAUUUGCAGGUUAUCAGCAACAUGGUCGAUUUCGGGAUGGAUUCCCAGGGGGCGUUGGACGCGCUGCGUUUCCAGGUUGCGGGUGAUGAAUUGUGGAUGGAAGGGGACGUUGCGAACUCGGUUGUCGAUGACCUGCAUCGUAGAGGCCACCGCGUUAACGUGAUGCACGGGCCGCAUCGGGGAGGGGCCGGAGGCAUGGGCGGCGGCCAGAUCAUCAGCCGCGAUCCGGAAUCGGGCGUGCUCAGCGGCGGUAGCGAACCUCGAAAGGACGGCGCCGCAGUCGGCUGGUAA